This is a messenger RNA of Punica granatum (pomegranate), 1353 nucleotides long. Lineage: Eukaryota; Viridiplantae; Streptophyta; Magnoliopsida; Myrtales; Lythraceae. The record is from RefSeq and is a predicted model, not a curated record.
AUGAAGAUGAUGGAGAAGAUGGGGUACAGGGGAGGUGGGCUCGGGAAGAAUGGGCAGGGCAUUGUGACGCCGAUCGAAGUCAAGAUGCGGCCCAAGAACAUGGGCAUGGGAUUCAACGACUACAGAGAGACUGUCACGAAGUUGGGUGCGGGGUUGCGGGAGCGAGAGGAGGAGAAGGAACCUCCGUCGCUUGGGCGGCUAGCUGUUAGGGAGAGGCUUAGGUCGAAGAAAGUGCAGAAGAAGAAGAAGAAGGAAGAGAGUUAUGAUGCAGUUGCACUGAUCGAGUUGUUGGCCAAAAGGCCGAAAGAGCGUGCUGCAGUUUUCCAGAAGGUGAUCGACAUGCGUGGACUGCAGGUUCCAGUCCUGUCGAGUUUGGAGGACUUGUAUGCAGAAGAAGAGAAGGCUGGGGAGGACGAGACGGUGCUGAUGCCCGAGCUCCGGUAUAACGUGAAAUUGAUGGUGGAUGAGUCUGGCCUCGAUAUGCUGAGGAUAGAUCAGGAACUGAGGAAUGAAAGGGAGAUGGCAUCGAGGUUACGGAAGGAGAAAGAGAUGUUGCCGGCUGAAGCGGAGUAUCAGAGGAAGCUGCUCGAUGCCGAGGAUGAGAUAGCUGCAAUACUGCUCCGGAUCAAAGAAGAGGGGAGCACAGGAACACUGACUCUCGACACGCUUGAGUGGAAGCCUUUGCUGGUGCAAGGCAGGGAGGAAUUGGGUGGUGUACAGGACACAUUGGAGACGGCCUACACUGCCUUCAUUACGCCUGCUGUUAGAAUGUCAGGCAUUAAUACUUGGGAGCCGUGGAUUUACGAGCCCAUGCUCGGGUUCCUGGAGAUGUGGGAGACGCUGCUUCCAUCCGUAGUGCUCCAGUCUAUAGUAGACGCCAUCAUAAUACCGAAAUGGUCAAGUGCUGUUGAAUCAUGGGAUCCACGCGUUCUUCAUGCUUGGCACGCAAGCGAUGCCUCUGCUUUUACUAUACUGUCACCAUGGAAGACGGUCUUCAGUUCUGCUAGUUGGGAAAAACUUAUGCGCUGGUUUAUAGUCCUGAAGGAGUUGAACAUAAAUCCGGCGGAACAGAAGCUAGACCGAUUCCAUUGGGUCAUGACAUGGGCCUCUACAAUCCCAACUCAUCUCAUGGCAGACUUGAUGGAGCGGAGCUUCUUUGUCAAAUGGCUGCAGGUUCUUUAUCACUGGCUCUGUUCGCGGCCGAACUUUGAGGUGGCAGAAUGGUUCCUUGGCUGGAAGGGUCUCUUCCCACAGGACCUUCUGUCCAAUUCUGGUAUUCAGUAUCAGUUUCUUAUUGGCCUCGACAUGAUUCGCAAGGCUGGGAAUGGGGUCGAGCUUGUACAUCCCGGGUAG